This is a messenger RNA of Phytophthora nicotianae INRA-310, 4280 nucleotides long. RefSeq lists its product as hypothetical. The record is from RefSeq and is a predicted model, not a curated record. Gene Ontology annotation, molecular function: protein binding; lipid binding. The transcript has 3 exons. Lineage: Eukaryota; Oomycota; Peronosporomycetes; Peronosporales; Peronosporaceae. The coding region runs from base 330 to 3821 and encodes 1163 amino acids.
CAACUCGAAUAGAGAUGACUUGACGCUGGAACGACGUAUUGAAGCUUGCCAUAAUCCAGUAGGCGGCAAUGGGGAGCGAAGAGGUGCCGCCGCUCUUCGCGAUGGCUGUACGCUACCGCGCCGGGGACGACGUCAAGACGCCGUUCGGUCCUGGACGAGUGCGCGGCUGCAGCGACCGUAAGACGCACGUGGAGGUGGCGCUGACGAGUGGCGCCGUGCUGUACGCGAGGGUAUGGUUCCCCAUCUCGAAACUUACUCCUUUGGCUUUACAGUACGCUCAACUCUCUGAUUCUCUGGUUUAGAGGGGCUGUCUGGUGCCAGAGCUGCGCAUGCUGCAGUGUGGAGAGAUCCCAAGACACACGAGAGUGAUUGUCAUGGCAGCAAAGGAGCCGCUGGAGGGCGUCGUGCUCAACUACAUAGUGCCAGACCAGAAAUACGAGGUGCGGAUUGGAGACACAGAGGCUGAGGACAAGGAUGCAGUUCAGGAGCACAUGAAGUUGCUACCGAAAGAGGAGCUUCGACUGGCCAACGAGACCCGCAUCCGGACGAGUUUCGGGUUGGGAACCGUCACAGACUACAGAAACUCAAACGAUUCCUAUGCGGUGCAGUUGGACUGUGGCAGUAUUGGCUAUUUCCAAACCAAGGACGUCUCAUGUGUCGACCUGAGACUCCUAGCCAAGGUCCCCAAACCUUUGUCUGCUGAGAGGAUUUAUGAAGAAUUCCAGGGACGGAUCACAAGGGACGACGCGAAGGUUUUGAGUCAAAGAGCAAAGCAGACGUAUCACCUGCUUCAGGUUUUCUGCGAACAACACGCCGAGGCCAUUUCAUUCAUCUCCACUAACGCAUCUUACGGGGAUCAGUACACUAGAGCGUUGGCUUCGUUGCUUGACCCCAGCUUUUCAGAUGCCACGAAGCGCUUAAAGGAUGCCGGUGGGAAGGAGUUAAAACGCUUGAAGGAGCUGGCAACGUCUGCGAAGUCGAUGCUGGAGAGCGAUCUGCUCGAAGGGAAGGACUCUGCUGCUUUCUUUGCAAAGGCAGCGAAUGUCCUGAGCCAGUUGAAGAAUAGCGAGGAGGUCAAGAACCUCCAGUCGAGUCUUCGUGAGAAGGCCAAUGCUGAGUUAUCUUCAGCACGGCAGAGACUCCUUUAUCGGGGUAGCGAGUCGCAGCAGGCGACGUCGUCGCAAGAGGAGAAGAAGAUCGUUCUGUCGGAGGUUUUACAGGUACUAGAGAGCAAAAUGAACGCAGAAAAGCCUCGUUUGGAGGCUCUGAAGGCGUCUUUGGAGCACCAGACGUUGCAGUCAGAAGUCCUGGCGAAGAUGCAGCAGCACGAGAGCGACUUGCUGAAGGCUCAGGAGACUAUUGCUCGUCUUGAACAAAUGGCGAGCAGGAAAUUGGGCGUGAACUCGAUAACCGACUUGGAUCCAAGCGCGUUGGCACAAAAAGCUGAGGAAUUGCUACCCAAACUGUCGUCAAAUGCCGAAGUUUUGGUCCAUGCAUCGGAGAAAUACUGGCUGCAGAUGCAGCAGACAACACAUGGCCAGACACUGAUGAAAAAGGCCAAGGCUUUAGUGCAGUCAGUCGAAAACCCAGGCGAAUUCUGCGAUAAUGUGACGAAGGCAAUCGCUGAAGUCAAGCUGGACAAACUGGCAGAGUGGGGGAGCACCAUGUCGAAGAACCGCGAGAAACGCCAGGAAUUUGUGGACCGGAUGAAAGAUCACUGCUUGGAUUUCUUGACGUCCGUGCUGCCAACCUUAAAGAUUGACACCAUCUCGGGUGUAGAAGACGACGUCGCGUACUCGAUUUCCAACUUGGAUUUGUCGAAUUUCCGUGUCAAGAAGGAGCGAGUUAAAGUGCGAAUGGGGACUGUAGUGGACGAGGAACUGUUCAUGGUUAGAGCGACGCAUCUGACGGCUCUACUCAAGGGAUUUGACUGGACUUUCGAGCAGAAAUAUUUCCCUUAUUUGCAUGGCGGCGGCGUCGCGGAUGCUGCGCUAAGUGGUGGAGUCAUUUCUCUUGGCUUUAAAGCCGAAAAGAAAGUUGUGAACCAGGAGACGGGAGAGUUCAAGCCUGUGUUGGUGCUGAACUCGAUGACGAUUGAAAUUCGACAAGAGCUUAAGCUCACUGUGCAAGGCAGUUGGUUUAGCGCAGUCUACAAUAUGCUAACGUCGCUGUUUGCUGAGCUGAUUCGUGAAUAUCUGGCCAAGACGAUGGAAACGAAGCUGCUCAAGCAUAUGAUCAAGCUCCUUAGUACACUGAACAAGCAAAUGGACGAGUAUUGGCCGCUGAUCUUCCAGCUACUCGACAUCCGAAUGGAAGAUUUGCCCACUGCAAGCCCGUGGCGUGGCGCAAAGGAGGUGGAAAUCCAGCCGCAAGAGCUGGAAUGCACUUUUACAGAGCGGGGCUCUAUUCCUUUUACGUUCACAAAGGGUGUACUGAACAAAUACGUGGUCGUAUCGCGCAUUCUCGACGUCGACGCGUCAUCUUCCAACCAGAACGAGUCGGACGACCAUCAUGAUUUCCACUUGAAGGACGAUUUAAAGCGCGUUCCCGUGGGCAGCAGCGUCUUGGCAGUCAAUGGUUUAUGCUGCAGUAAGUUGACAGUGGAGGAGCUGAGAGGACUACUGGAAACACUUCCUCUCCCAUUCACAAUGCGCUUUUCGUUACUUCCAGAAGAUCCUGCCAAGAACCGACGCCAGCAGUUGAGGCCUCAGCCUGAGCUUACAACGUUUACGUUCCGUCAAGACGGUCCUUUUGGCUUACGACUGCGAGCUCGUCCUCUGGCCUCUUGUGGCGUAAUAGUGGUGGGUUUCACUGCGUUAAAGGAUGGUAAAAAGUGUCCAGCGGAACUCAGUGGCAAGAUUCGAGUGGGACAACUCCUGACGAAGGUUAACAAUGAAGAUCUGCGCUUCAAGACGUUAGCAGAAGUGUUGGCUGUUCUUCGCGACUUGAAGAGUCGUCCAGUGACGAUGCAGUUCGCCUCGAGUCCCGAUGCCAUCAUAAAGCUGCGGGACUGGCCUCCUAUGAUCGAAUUGGAGGACGCAUCUUCCUUUGCGUGCGACGAAGAUGACCCGCCGUCCACUGGCAGGAAAUACGUGGUGUUGUCAGCGUUCGCACGUGUCCCGUCCUACGCUCAGCGGACUCAUGUAGUGGAGAAAGGUGACGUACUGCUGCGAGUGAAUGAUAUCCCGCUUACUGGUCCAGACUACGCCAAUUUCGCUAAUAUUAUGGAGACCCUGCGUGAUAUUGCCAACAAAAAGGAACCGAUGCGAGCGGUAUUUGUGAGUCGAGAGCAGUAUAUUGCUAUACGUACAAAGCUCCAGCGACGUCUACUGGGCAGUAAAAGUGACGAAAACUCUGUCAAAAAUGAUGAUAAAGAGGAGGAGCGAGCUGAUUCUAAGAGAGACAGCGAGGAUAUAGAUCAAGCUACUGCUAUGGUUGGUGAUGACGUUGUGGACAUCCUGUCAGCGAUUCCAACGAAGGAAAUAAUUUUUCCGAAGGCCCCACUGGGAAUUUUGUUUGGCAACUGGAAGGACGAAGCGAUUUUCAUUCGAGCGUUUAUCUCCAGCCCGGGACCGGCAGAGAGAACUGGUCUGCUUCGUCCCGGACACGCGAUACUUCAAGUGUGCGGCCAUGCCGUUCCGCGUGAGGCAACACCAGGUGUCAUCGAGGAGAUGAUCAUGAAAGUGACCAUGGAGACGAAGAUGCAGGGCGAGAAUAAAAGCUCGGAUGAGACUACUGCGACCAAAAUCGAGAAUGAGAAGAAACCGAAGUAUACACUGACAGUGCGAGAUCUUGAAUUGGAGCAAGAAUUGAUGAAGUAGAGAUAAAAAAAAAUUAAAAAAAAUUUGAAAGCAGGCAAUCUCGACUAAGUUGCCGGGGUCACGGGACAAAAGGUGAUGUUGAAGUGCUGUUGCUCUGGACAAUUCUUGACGAAGGGAAGCGGAAGGAGUCCGGACACUCUGCGUACUGACACAAGAGCGAGCUGCAGGCGAAGGUUGCGUCCUCCUCUGGCGAAAUCGGCUCGAUCAUGACUCCAACGUUGAAACCUUGUUUGCUGGUCUUCGUGGCACAUGAUUCGUAGCUCUCACAGCCCACAGCUCCUGGUGGGAGUGUGGUGAUGUCGUACCCUAUUUUGUUGUCUCCGUACGAGAACUCAACACCUGCAGCAGGAAACAACAUUUUGUUAAUGAUUAGGAAAGCUAGCAUUGAACAAUUGAACAAUUCCACCUACGUAUAGCUUCAUCGCUCGUGCCGUGUCGGUAUACGGCGCUCUGGUCGAU